AAAGAAAAAAAAAUGACCAGACUGUCACACCCACUCACAUAUGCAAUUCAUAUAUUAUAUAGGCUGAACGGUGAACAGAGGAGCCAUCUCGGAUUCGUUCUCAGUUCCUUUGCCGUUCUUCUCUUCAUUUUCUCAUCUUUGUCUCUCAUAACCAUAACCCCAAGUGAAGUCAGCGUCUGCAUUAUAUUGGAGCAACACAUGGAAUCACAGAAGAAGAAGAUCAUGGCAAGAGUACGGCCACAGCCAAACAAGCAGAAGCAGGAGGAGGAGGAGGAGAAGAAGAAGAGCCCUUUGUUCUUCAAGGUCAUGCUAGGUGACUUCCACAACUCAUUCAAGGUGCCGCCGGCUUUCGUCAAGAACUUCAAGGGGACCUUCCCCACCAGAGUUUGCUUGAGAUCUGCAUAUGUGGAAGAUCCGGUCUCAUGGAGGGUGAAGAUGAAGCAGAAGGAAAAUGGGCUUUACAUCACCCGUGGAUGGACGCAGAUCGUGACGGACUUGGACCUGGACCUUGGAGACUUCUUGGUCUUCAAGCUCAUUAGCGAAGAAACUCUCCGGGUUGUCGCGUAUGGCCUGACUUGCUGUGAGAAGAAGAUGGACAUCAAACUAAAGCAAGACAGGGAAGGAGAAGCUAAUGAUCACUGUGGGGGUGGAGGAGUUGAGGUGAAGUCUGAGGAGGAGGAGCAUGAAGAAGAAGAUGACGAUGAUGAAGAAGAAGAAGAUGAAGAAGAAGAACGUAUUAAAACUACCAGUGGGGAUUCAGAAGGAGGGAGGGUGGCAACUGUCGGCCGUGCUCGCGCCCAUCCUUCAUUUUCGUCCAAGAAACCUUAUCCGUAUUUUGAUAAAUACCUCAGGAAGUAUAACAGUCUUUUCAUGACUAUACCAGCGACAGUUGCCAGGGAAGCUGGGCAGUUCACCAAGACAGGGGCCGUGAUUAGUGGCUCUUCGGGGCGGCAUUGGCCUGUCGGCUUAAGGCUAAGAACCAAUGGGUGUCGCAGGCUCGACAUUUCCUGUGGGUGGAGUCGUUUCGUCGGAGACAAUGGCCUAGCCCAUGGGGACACUCUUCGUCUCGAGUUUCGAGGAGGUAAGGCAAAUCUGAUCAAGGCUCGAGUGGUUAGGAGGGCUUCUGGACCGAGAAUCAUUCCACUUAGACGGAAGAGUUCGAGGAACAACGUGCUUGGUUUAUUGAUAUGAAUUCCUGUUUAUGAUAGGCUCCUAUGAAAAUGGCAUUCUGCUUCCUUGGUUGGAUUAGAAUUAGAUCUUUCUCUUCCUUAGCCUCUGCACGUUUGUGCCGUUGGGAUGUUCAAGAACUCAUAGGAUGCUAAUUUCAACUUGAAAAAUUCCCACGUUUCGACUA
Punica granatum (pomegranate) is the source of this 1354-nucleotide messenger RNA. NCBI's taxonomy places the organism in Eukaryota, Viridiplantae, Streptophyta, Magnoliopsida, Myrtales, Lythraceae. The record is from RefSeq and is a predicted model, not a curated record.